This is a messenger RNA of Phycodurus eques (leafy seadragon), 1930 nucleotides long. Its product is annotated as gastrula zinc finger protein XlCGF7.1-like. The transcript has 2 exons. Bases 466 to 1410 code for a protein of 314 amino acids. Gene Ontology annotation, cellular component: nucleus. NCBI's taxonomy places the organism in Eukaryota, Metazoa, Chordata, Actinopteri, Syngnathiformes, Syngnathidae. The record is from RefSeq and is a predicted model, not a curated record.
GUUGCUCAUGGAACGACGAGAGAGACAAAAUGCGAUGUUGAAGAUCUGUACUCUUAGUCAUGAAAAAACAAAGAAUACUAAUUGUUGAGAGUUGACAAGGGAGCGACAUAUUCGGACUGUUCGACAGAGGAAAGGCGUCGUUCGAGGACCAAAUUUGUCGCGCAAGGGAGGAGAACGAGCGACAGCAACAGGAAUCUUUUCCCAAUACUCAAAUUGUGUUGACCAUCCAAGCUGCUGACUAGGGGGAGCUUGGUGAUUCCACAGGCCCCCCACGUUAAAGAGGAGGAAGAGGAGGUUAACGUGAGCGAGUUGCCACUGACUGUUGUCGUCGUAAAGAGCGAAGACGAAAAAGAUGAGCCACCUGAGUUGUCACAGCUUCAUCAUCACAGUCCAAGUGAAGACGACCGUGGAGGACCACCAGCAGACAUCUUAGCUCCACCGUCAGACGGCGACGACACAGAAGAGAUGACUGAUACAGACUGCGAAGGUGACGACAGUGGCUUGAAAUUCUCUGAGCGGACUUUUGACAAGAAGACUUGUCAAAUGCGCAGGAGACGUGACUCAUGUAAAGGUUUGCGCUGCUCUUUUUGUGGUCAAAGAUUUCCUUAUGAGAGUACUUUGAAAAUACACAUGCAGAAACACACUGUAGAAAAACCAUUUAGUUGUUCCCUUUGUGGCGAAAGCUACUCUUAUAGGUACAAUUUGAACGUACACAUGAAAAAACACCCCGGAGAAAAACCCUUUAGUUGCCCAGUUUGUGGUGAAUCAUUCGUUCUCAAGUUGAAUAUGGUUGCACACAUGAGAACACACACAAAAGAAAAACGGUACACUUGCGCCGUUUGUGAUAAAAGCUUUUCUUCCAAGUCUGAUUUGAAUAGACACAUGAGGACACACACUGGAGAAAAACCCUUCACUUGCGUCAUUUGUAACAAAAGCUUUUCUUAUCAGUCUGAUUUGAAUAGACACAUGAGGGCACACAAAGGAGAAAAACCCUUUGGUUGCUCAGUUUGUGGUAAAAGUUUUACUACGAGGCAGAAUUUGACCGUACACACAUGGACACAUAACGGACAAAAUCCUUUUAGUUGUUCCAUUUGUGGUGUUACAUUUGCUCAGAAGGUCGCUUUGAUUGCACACACAGCAACGCACACCGGAGAAAAACCUUUCACGUGCUCAGUUUGUGGUAAAAGCUUUUCUUAUAAGUACAGUUUGACUUCACACAUGCGGAAACAUACUGGAGAAAAACCUUUUAGUUGUUCAGUGUGUUGCAAAAGCUUUUCUUAUAAGCACAUUUUGACUUCACACAUGCGAAAACACACGGGAGAGAAACCUUUUAGUUGUUCAGUUUGUAGUAAAAGGUUUUCUUAUAAACAGAGUUUGACUGCACACAUGCUGACACACAAUGGACAAUAAAUGUUUUCCUGUGCUAAAACUUUGCUUUUACACAUCAGCUGCCUUUUCAGUCAUCUAAAGACCUUUUAAAAAUGAGAAAAAUAUGACCCAACCAUGAAUAAAUGUCAAUUGUAUAUAUUAACAUUUGUAAGUUCAAUGUUUUGGGCUUUUUAGUGGAGGAUAAAAGAACUUCUUAAAGAUGAAGUAACAGGUCUGUGAGAAACACAGUUCUUGCUGGCUGGUAGGUGUCCAAAUAUUUAUAUUCUGCAGUAAUAUACAAAUAAAUUAUAUUAAAAAAAUCCUACAAUGUCAGUUCCUGGAUUUUUUCCCCCUUCACAUUCUGUCUCCCAGUUGAAGUGUACCUAUGAUGAAAUUUACAGAUCUAUUUCAUCUUUUUAAGUCGGGCAACUUGCACAAUCGGUGACUGUCCAAAUACUUUUCCCCAAUCUAUGGACAUAUUUCUAAAUCUGAAUAACUGUAUGUAUGUUAUAAUAUAUAAUUGUGUAUUAAAGUGUGAUGCCUGACUUAUUUUCAUUGCUCC